Messenger RNA from Molossus molossus (Pallas's mastiff bat), 438 nucleotides. Its product is annotated as IQ domain-containing protein F5-like. The record is from RefSeq and is a predicted model, not a curated record. Gene Ontology annotation, molecular function: calmodulin binding. The coding region runs from base 1 to 438 and encodes 145 amino acids. The transcript has a single exon. NCBI's taxonomy places the organism in Eukaryota, Metazoa, Chordata, Mammalia, Chiroptera, Molossidae.
AUGAUGACGCGACAGGAGGCGGUGGUGUCCAUCCAGGCCUGGUGGCGGAGCACCCUGGUGCGCCGGACCCUGCUGCACGCGGCGCUCAGGGCCUCCAUCAUCCAGCGCUGGUGGAGGCAGGUGCUGGCGCUGCAGCGGGAGAAGAGGCGCCUGGCGACCCUUGAUCUGUACGUGCGGAAAGAAUGGGCAGUGGUCCGGCUGCAGUCCUGGGUCCGCAUGUGGUGCGUCCGCCUCCGUUACUGCCGCCUGCUGCACGCCGCCCGCAUCAUCCAGGGGUACUGGCGCUGGCACAACUGCCACACCCGGGGCUUCCUUCAGGGCCAUUACGACAUCAAAGAAAACGAACUGAACCUUCAACUCGAAAUCUCUCUGGGCCCACAGAUUUGCAAAGUGCAACAGUCUACAUCCCUUCCAAUAAAAGAACAAUCAGGUCUGUGA